Talaromyces amestolkiae is the source of this 3240-nucleotide messenger RNA. RefSeq lists its product as uncharacterized. Bases 1 to 3240 code for a protein of 1079 amino acids. Gene Ontology annotation, molecular function: structural constituent of nuclear pore. NCBI's taxonomy places the organism in Eukaryota, Fungi, Ascomycota, Eurotiomycetes, Eurotiales, Trichocomaceae. The transcript has 6 exons. The record is from RefSeq and is a predicted model, not a curated record. Gene Ontology annotation, biological process: protein import into nucleus; post-transcriptional tethering of RNA polymerase II gene DNA at nuclear periphery; regulation of DNA-templated transcription. Gene Ontology annotation, cellular component: nuclear pore; nuclear pore outer ring.
AUGGCGCCGGUCUUCAACUCACCCGCCCCCACGCGCACUGCGCCAAGCUUUGUUUUUGGGAGGACAAACCAAACCCAAUCUUUCAACAACGCACCCGAAAUUAUUGAGAUUGACGAUGACGAUGACGAUGAUCGAGUUGGCGACACCGAAAAUAGCGUCGAUGAAAUGGACCAAGAUGAGAGUGACGACGCUAAUGAAAGCGAUGAAGAUGAAGUAAUCGAAGACGAGGACGAAGAAGAAGACGAAGAAGAGGAGAGCAAUGUCGAUGAUGACCGUGAAGAGGAGGAGGAAGAAGAAGAGGAGGAGGAGGAACUCACAGUGGAAUCACUCGGAAAAGUCAAUGGUAUUGAUUCUACGGAUGUUUUCACCACCAGGAGGACUUUACAGAGUAGUCCAGCCAUUCGUCUUCCUCAGACUUCGAUGUUCACUUCUUCGGGUAUUCAAGAGGCCCUACAUCCCUUACGACACACUGCCGAUCGCGUUACUCGGCAAAUGCAAGCUUUUGCAGAGAAGCUUGAUCGCUUCAAACAGCAGGGUCGUACACAAGAAUCUACCUACCAAGCCGCGUACACUUUAAUUAAAAGCUACCAACAGCAUGCCUCGGACGCAAUCAAAGAUGCAUCCCGCCAGAACACUCUUCAAAAGGCCAGGAUGGGCUGGAAUACAAAUCGCGUGGCAGAGCAACCGGAUGCGAAAACACAGGAAGACUUGCGACGCUUGCAGCUCGAAGUCGACACUUGGGAUCUUUUCCUCAAUCUGAUUGCUACAGGUGAUUCCGAAUCGAUCCGAAACUUCAAGUACGCACAAGAAACAGUCUUCCAAAACUUGCAUCGUUAUUCCACCGAUAAGGAAAUCUGGGACCAGUUUUUGAGCGCUGAUAACUAUGCUUCGGAGUGUGCGAUGGUACUGAAGUGGCUUGAGGUCAAGGCACAAUCGUCAUCCCAACAUCUGGAUACAAUGAUUGCGAAUCUGGAAGCUCAAGCUGACAGGGGCAGCGGGUUGUGGGCUCACGGUUGGCUGUACACUAAGGAAUCCAUCAAAGGUCAAAAGCGACUGCGAGCAUUGCCGCAACCGCUAGAGCCAGGCGACCCUGGUCUCUUGGCUUCAUUACUCGAUUCCGACAAUAAAGAACCAUUAAUCACCCAACUCGAUCCAGAUGCUGUCAUCCGUCAAAAGCAUGGACUACAGAAACAGGACCAGUUCUACGAACAAGCUACCUGGUUAACUUGCUGGAAAAUGAUCAGACAAGGAGAAACCUGGACAAAAAUCCAAGAGUGGUCUCAAGAACGUCUCGAAAGUUGGCGUGCAGUGAGCCUCUGUGGCUCAAGGGUUGAAACUCAAGCAUCAGGCGCCAAAAAGCAGGCAGAAGACAGCAUGACACGUAUGAUGAAUUGCAGGUCGCAGGACACAUGGCGAGCUGCUUGCUCCGCUCUCGCUCGUAAUCCAAACACGGGCGAAUAUGAAAAGGCAGUGUAUGCAUUGCUUAGCGGUGAGACAGAGCCGGCAUACCGUGUGUGCCAAAGUUGGGAUGACCACCUCUAUGUAUUCUACAACAAUAUCCUCCUCUCACGUUAUAGGGAAUUCUGUUCUCAGUUCUCUAGAAAGCUCAGCCACUCCCCUUUGGCAAGUGUGCCUUUUGUCCCUGGGCCAAUGGAUUACGGCGCUGUCCAAAGAUUCCUGGAGAGCUUGAGGGCUCAUGAAACCAUUGGCAUGGAAGCUCGCAAUCCCUACGUGACGAUUCAAUCAGCUAUUCUAGGCCGGAACUUCGAUUCGUUCUUUUUAUCAAUGGCAAGAGCAGUAUCGGAGAGCAACAAGGAUUCGCGGUACUCGUCCUUGAUACCGGAUCUUGGAGCCACAGGUGUCGAUAGCUCAGCACUUAUCGCGGUUCGAGAUAAAGACGCCUUGCGCAUCAUUGCCCAUUCGUUUAUCAUCACUCAGCGCUUGUCAUACACUCGUUCAGACUCGCAUUUUUCAGAAACAACUGCGCUCAUUGUGAUCGCUUAUGCUGAGAACCUUCGUCAAGCUGGGCUUACGGACUGGACUCCACUCUAUGUCUCUUUUAUGCCGACUCGAUUGGUUCCAGAUGUCAUUGUGCAAGUGCUGGUUGACGUCGUCGAACCUCGCGACAAGAGCAGAAUGAUCAAACUCCUAGAGAAGCACAGCAUUGACAUAGUCGCAGUGCAGGAGGCUCUUACUGAAUAUGUGCUAUACACAUCACCAAAGGCCGAAACCCGUACUAUUACUAUGGAUCAUAAGGUCAAGCGUGAUCAGGCGAAAGGAGUCGUGGUCUUGCUACCAGUUAGUAGAAGGUUUACAGGGAAUGAAAUCAGUGCGAAGACGGAGGAAUUGAUUCGAUGCGUUGAAUGGCUUGCAGAUCUCCAAGCGGGUUGGGACAUAGUGUGCACUUCGCUGGAAUUUCUCUACAAAAGGUUUUUUGGUAACGGUAUGCUAUUGGAAGUCAGGGAGCUUAGUUUGAGGUUGCCCCUCUCUGAACUAUCGCAAAAGCUCCUUGGAUAUGACAUUCGCGCGGGUCAAUACCUCGAAGAGCUUUCCGUGAUAGAUGAGAACUCGGUUCUUCGGAGUCCGACAAAAAGCCCUUCGAAGAGUACAAGAUUUCGCCGGCCUCAGACUGAGGCUGAACGACAGGGACAGUACGACGCAGCUCUUGUUCUGCUUGACUUGGAGUUCGUCAUUUGGGCAUACAAUGCUUUGGACAAUUUCGCCGAGAUUUGGGAGCAUUUCGAAUUGCUCAAGAACUCGGCAGACGCAGAUGAUGUGCAGAUCACAGAGCUCUCGCAAGCUCUACAAGAAGCCAUUGAACAGGCAACAGAGCAUGUAGAGGCCCUUUUCGACAAAGAAUGGGGAACGCUCAUUCAGAGGUCAAAGCCUGAGGAAGAAAAGAAACUGGCACACAUCCGAGUUACCUAUUUCCCCGACAUCAUUCUGAAUUAUCUCAGUGCCGUGUAUUACGCUAGCCUGAAGCUCAAUCGCGGUCUGCUCACCAGAAACAUGGAAAUUGCGAUUUUGCUUGCAGAGGACAAUCAGAUUCUUGAUUGCUUCCGUCAGUCAGGCCGCCUAAGAGAACUGGCAGACGCCAUGGCUUUGGCGUCAGUAGCAAUGGUGAACGCUCCCGCUGAUGCUAAGACGAGGAAGAAGGCGGAUGGGCCAACUCGACUCGAUAUCUGGAAUAUCGAGGUGGCGCAGGACAAUAAUGAUGGCAGGGUUUCUACUAGGUCUUAA